AUGUGUCCCAACACCCCCUAUUUGACAUCCCCUCAUUCGCCCACAUACCACCUCUCACUCCCCCAAAUUUUAACAUCCAUUUCAGCUGAAAACGACCCACCUGUAGACCGUCGGAGCUACACCUCCGCCACCAACGACCACCUCCAGUUCUUGCCCUUCAUGAGAAAAAUGUUAUGGGGAACAAAAGGUUUUGCUGUGAUGAUGGCGGCGGAGACUACCAUAGCCACCACUCAACCACCACCGGAGUUAACCGAUGAGAUGACGGUGAAGAAGGUUCAUAAAAGGUAUGAAGGAUUAAUGAUGGUACGGACAAAAGCAAUUAAGGGUAAAGGAGCUUGGUAUUGGGCUCAUCUGGAGCCUGUAUUGGUUCAUAAUCCUGAUUCGGGUUUACCAAAAGCCGUCAAGCUCCGGUGCUCCUUAUGCGCCGCCGUGUUCUCCGCCUCAAAUCCAUCAAGAACGGCGUCGGAGCAUCUCAAGAGAGGAACUUGUCGGAAUUAUAACCCUGACACUAAUCCAAGACCGAUUUCAUCCAUCUCACCUAUCGGAAUCGCCACUUUGUCUUCCCCAACCUCGUCGUCUUCGCCUCAUCUACAGCAAAACCACCGCAAACGUAACUCUUCCGGCAAGCGUAGUGGCCACGAUGACGGUAGCAAUGGUGCUAACACCAGCUCCGCCACCCCUUCUCCAACUUACUCGGCUGCUCCUGUUGCGAUGAUUGAACCGGCUCGAUUUCCUGGCGACGUAUCCUAUCCGAACCGGAAUGGUUCCGUACCAGCAUUGCCGACGGCGACUGUGGUGAAUGCAAGCGGCGGUGGAUUGUAUUCUCAGCAGCAGCAUGUGAUGUUAUCAGGCGGGAAGGAGGAUCUGGAUGCUCUGGCGAUGUUUGAAGAUAGUGUGAAAAGGCUCAAGAGCCCGAAAUCAUUACCAUAUCAAACUUUAACAAAGUCCCAAAUCGAUUCAUCACUCGAAUUAUUAGCAGAUUGGGUGUAUGAAAAUUGUGGGUCAGUUCCAUUUUCAAGUUUGGAGCACCCAAAAUUCAAUAGUUUCUUGAACCAAAUCGGAUUACCAGCGGUGACCCGUAGUGACUUCGCCGGAGAACGACUCGAUUCCAAGUACAAAGAGGCAAAACGAGAAUCCGAAACUCGAAUUCGCGAAGCCAUGUUCUUCCAAAUCUCAUCAGAUGGGUGGAAAUCAAAUAGUAAUAAUCAUCAUCCAGGUGAAUUCGCAAAUUUGGUGAAUUUAUCUGUUAAUUUGCCAAAUGGGACUGGUGUUUUUAGACGAGCUGUUUUCACAAGUGGUUACGUUUUCCCAAAGUAUGCUGAAGAUGUUUUAAUGGAAACAAUUAGUGAAAUUUGUGGGAACAUUUCGCAACGAUGUGUAGGGAUUGUUUCUGAUAAAUUCAAGUCUACAGCGUUAAGAAAUCUCGAAAACCAACAUCAUUGGAUGAUCAAUCUCUGUUGCCAAUUUCAAGGAGUUUAUGGUUUGAUUAAAGAUCUUAACAAAGAACUCCCAUUGUUCAAUAUUGUCACCGAUAAUUGUUUCAAAAUAGCAAACUUCAUGAACACCAAUUCUAAAGUCAAGAACUCUUUCCUCAAGUAUCAGUUGCAAGAAUACAGUCGUGCAUGGUUGUUGCGAGUACCCAUUUGUGGAAGUGACGUAAGAUAUGCGUUUGCAUUCGAACCUGUGUUUAAUAUGAUUGAAGAUAUAUUAAUCUCAGCAAGAGCAUUACAAUUGGUUUUGCUUGAUGAAGGGUAUAAGAUAGUUUCAAUGGAGGAUCAAGUUGGUAGGGAGGUCGAAGAGAUGAUGAGGGAUUCUCAAUUUUGGAAAGAAUUAGAGGCAGUUCAUUCAUUAGUGAAAUUAAUCAAAGCAAUGGCUGAAGAAAUCGAGAAAGAAAAGCCACGAAUUGGGCAGUGUUUGCCACUCUGGGAAGAGCUUAGAUCGAAAAUCAAGAACUGGUGUGUGGAGUUUCAGAUCAAUGAAGCGCAUGUAGACGAGGUGUUCGAUAAAAGGUUUAAGAGAAACUAUCACCCUGCUUGGGCAGCUGCAUUCAUACUUGAUCCGUUUUAUCUGAUAAGAGACACAAGUGGGAAAUACUUGCCCCCUUUUAAAUACUUAACUUCUGAACAAGAAAAAGAUGUUGAUAAGCUUAUAACAAGACUUGUUUCAAGAGAAGAAGCUCAUAUUGCUUUAAUGGAGCUUAUGAAAUGGAGAACAGAAGGACUUGAUCCUGUAUAUGCACAAGCAGUGCAGUUGAAACAAAGAGACCCAAUUACGGGUAAAAUGAGAAUAGCUAAUCCACAAAGUAGCAGGUUAGUUUGGGAAACUUAUUUAACUGGAUUCAAAUCUUUAAGAAAAGUUGCAGUGAGGUUGAUCUUUUUACAUGCCACCUCAUGUGGGUUCAAAUGGAAUUGGUCAUUUUCAAAGAGGACUCAAUCAAGAAACUCAAUUGAAAAAGCUCAGAAGUUGAUUUUUAUUGCUGCUAAUUCAAAGAUUGAGAAAAGGGGUUUUGCUGAUGAUGUUGAUGAUGAUGAUGAUAAAGAUUCAGAGUUCUUUGAGGUGGCAAAUGGUGAUGAUGAUGUGCUCAAUCAAGUUUUGUUUGAUGCAUCUUCAUUAUAA
This is a messenger RNA of Lactuca virosa, 2616 nucleotides long. Lineage: Eukaryota; Viridiplantae; Streptophyta; Magnoliopsida; Asterales; Asteraceae. The record is from the annotation of a GenBank genome assembly.